Necator americanus (New World hookworm) is the source of this 792-nucleotide messenger RNA. RefSeq lists its product as uncharacterized. Gene Ontology annotation, molecular function: peptidyl-prolyl cis-trans isomerase activity. The transcript is spliced from 7 exons. Lineage: Eukaryota; Metazoa; Nematoda; Chromadorea; Rhabditida; Ancylostomatidae. The record is from RefSeq and is a predicted model, not a curated record. The coding region runs from base 1 to 792 and encodes 263 amino acids. Gene Ontology annotation, cellular component: endoplasmic reticulum.
AUGUUCAUCGUGGUCUCUCUACUUGUUGCAACUAGUCUGGUUUUUGCAGAGGAACAGAAACUUUCCUGGAAGGACGAUGAUGGCCUUGAAGUGAAAAUUAUUAAGCCGAUCAAGAAAGAGAAAUGUAAAAUCGUUUCACAAGAAGGUGAUAUUGUGGAUCAGUAUUACAAAUUAUCGGAUAAGGAUGGCAAGGAAAUCGGCAGCAAUUUUGGGAAGAAACCAUACACAUUCACACUCGGAAAAGGACAAGUGAUUCCAGGAAUGGAUCGUGCAAUGACUGGAAUGUGUAUUGGCGAGAAACGAAAAGUCGUAAUUCCAGGUCAUCUUGGCUUUGGUAGCAGCGGACGGGAAAGAGACAGCAUUGAAAAAGAUCAAACUCUCUAUUACACUGUACAAUUAGUGGAUAUCUUCCGAGCUGUGCCUGGCGACAAGUGGGAAACCGACGAGGGUAUUACGAUUGAGGUCACUCACAAAAUUGAUGAGGACAAAUGCCGUAAAUCAGAAUCUGGCGACACUAUUCAUCAACAAUACGUUCUUCACCUUGAGGAUGGAACUUUUGUUGACUCCUCAUUUUCUCGCAAUGCUCCAUUCAUUUUCCAGUUGGACAGAGGACAAGUCAUCAAGGGAAUGGAUAUUGCAAUGACCGCAAUGUGUGAGGGUGAACGCCGUAAAGUAAUCAUUCCAUACGAAUUGGGAUAUGGUGAAGAGGGCAGACCACCUCAUAUUCCCGGUAAAUCUCGUCUCUACUUCGAUAUCACACUCGAAAAACUCAUUAAAAAGGAUGAAUUGUAA